AUCCACCCAACCUUCUAAAAAUCAGGAACACUCCUUUUCUUUUCACCCCUAUCAUCACCAUCCCAUUGCAUUUUUCUCAAUCACGUGUGCAGUGCUAUCUGGUAAAAGCAUUUGACUCCAACGCAUCAAAAAAGGUUUUCGAAAUUAUGAGUGGACGUCAGCAAAACAUGAAGGGCCGAAAAGGAAAGGCACCAUUGGGUUCUACUAGUUAAUGUUACUCUCUCAGGUCUCAUUGGAAAGCAUGUUUUUACAUUUUGAUCUUCCACAUCUCAAAACCGCAAAUGCCUCUACCUUGCUUCCAACGCUUCCCUCCUGUUUGCAGUGUGAUUGACGAACUUUCUGCAGAUCCCAUGCAGAAAUUGAAGCCUAAAAUUACUAUUGCUCAUAUUGAAAAGCUCGUGAGAACUGCGAAGACUGUGUCUGAUUUACAACCUGCGUUGGAGUUGUUGAAUGCAGCGCGUACUGCCCUGGAUGAAAUUGAAAAGCAGAGAGAAGCUGAUUUUAAAAGGGCUGCAGUUGAAAUUAAGAAACUGAGAGUUCAAGUUCAAAAGAAGAUAGAUGAAAAAGCUGCAUCUAAGGCAGCUGAAGUUCCAAUUGAAGAAGGUACAUCUAAGGCAGCUCAAGUUCCAAACCAGCAGGAGAAUGAAGCUUAAGAUGAAAGAUUCCAAAAGCCGAAGUUCAAAUAAAGGAUGUUGAAGGCUGUAAAUAAAAUUAGGCAGUUGUGUAGAGUAAGAAAGGAAAACUGAACUAUGUUCUGUUUUAUCCUUAAGUUGUGAGUCUUAGACACUUGGGAAGUGCCAAGCUCGCAAAUCUUGUCUAUGCGUGUCUGGUUAUUAUGUACUGAUUCCUAUAUAACUAUCGUAAUGUGUCGGUAAUAUUAUGGUUUUGACUCAUUCUCCAGAAUUAUAGCCAUCAAUCUCUUAUAUUAUAAAUUGCGUGGUUCGGGGGAAAAGUAAUAGUCCCAAUAUAUUGAAUCAUCCUUAUUGGUUUUUAAGUGACAA
This is a messenger RNA of Medicago truncatula (barrel medic), 1001 nucleotides long. RefSeq lists its product as uncharacterized. The record is from RefSeq and is a predicted model, not a curated record. The transcript is spliced from 6 exons. Bases 282 to 653 code for a protein of 123 amino acids. NCBI's taxonomy places the organism in Eukaryota, Viridiplantae, Streptophyta, Magnoliopsida, Fabales, Fabaceae.